CCUUCCUUGGUCACGUCGAUCCGCGCGGUGGCGCAUUCUUCUCCGGCCUCGAAGUCCUCCUCCUCCUUGUUGAGCUCGAUCUUCGCCUCACGAAGACCCUUCGUGGUCGGCCAAAGGGCAUCGCCGUUCUCGUCGAACUUGCUCUACGCCCGUGCGGCCACUGCCGCAGGAGAGAGCAUCGCGCUCCCUGGCCUGCUUCGAGCGCCAUGCCUCGACCGGGGGACGGCUGGAGCUGCCGGCCUCGAUGUUGUGACGGGCUUGCUUGUGUGGACCGCCGCGGCCCUGCGGCCACCAUGCCCUCCCCACCCCUCCCGGGCAUUGAUAUGCUCAAAAGGGAUUGUGCGCGCAAGAAACGGUCGCCGGAGUGGGUGAAUUUCGCGCCGGAGCAAGGGGAUUUACGUCGGAGGCGGAUGGGGAAAAUGGCUAAUAAGAACCCUAAAUCGGCUGGAAUCCGGUACAUAUAGCAGUGGAGCCGGGAUUUUUUACUGGAUCUGCUCGGACCGAAAUUUUACCGUUUCGUGUGAAUCGACCGAAAUUAUGAGGGCCGGCGGGAUCAGCCCCGCCUCUCGCAUGGUAGACGCUACUUCUGUGGUUCCAAUCAACGCAAUCCCAUCGUCUAUCAUAUCGUCUCCGAGUUCGAACUCCCCACUUCCUGGCCAAUCAAUCGUUCCAACGAUGUGCUCCUGCGCGCCCCUCCCCCACCCACCCUUCAAACCCGCGCCCGCGCCCCAUCCAAACCUAAACCCAAAUCCCAACGCCGCCUCCGCGCACGGACCAACACUGCUCCGCUGCGCCCUCGUCGCGCGCGCGGCCGCAAGGGACGAUCCGCCGCCGGCGCCGUCCAGCUUCGACUUCCUGGCGCUGAAGCGGGAGCUCGAGGAGCAGGAGGAGGCGGUGGUCCCUGUGGAUGCGACGGAGGGAGGAGGAGACGAGGUUGUUAACGAGGAAGAUGGCGAGAGGGAGCCAAAGAGGAUUGUUAGCAGCGGGAGGAGGACAGGGAGGCAAAUGGCGAGGCGGUCGGGGCUGCUCGCGAAGCAGGUGAUCAGCGUCAGCUCAGCGCGGAGCCUCGGGUUCGUGUCUCAGCUGUGGGUCGACGCCUCGUCGUGGGUUGUGGCAUUGGUUGAAGUGAGGCCAAGCUUGCUUUCAGGAGAUGCGGACAAAUUCCUUUUUGACGAUAUAUAUCAGAUUGGAGAUGUUGUGCUUGUUGAGGAUGAAUCUGUGGUUGAGAACGAAUUUAAGCUAGUUGGGCUGCAUGGCUUGGUUGGCUACAAUGUUGUAACUUCCAGGCGGCGCAAUGUCGGUAAGGUGCGUGGCUUCACUUUUAACAUUAACUCAGGUGUUUUGGAGUCUCUUGAGCUCGAUUCAUUUGGGCUUACCAUUGUCCCUGUUAGUCUGGUAAGCACGUACUGUUUAUUUGUGGAAGAUGUGCUUGAUAUAGUUUCUGAUACAAUCGUGGUGCAUGAAGAUGCAAUCUCUCGUGUUCAACGGUUAACACAGGGCAUCUGGGGCACCCAAAAUAUGCAAGGACCUGGCGAUCAGAUAGGCGAGUACAACAGAUAUGGAAGGCGAAGAGCUAGGUCUGUUAAGAGACAAAAUAGCCAGGGUAAGCCCAUGGGCCGAAAGCUCCAUAGGAAAACGCGGGAUCCGGAGGAUGAGUGGGAACUGCCAAUGGAGUAUUGACACACGCACACGCAACACGCUCUCUUCCCGUCCUCAGAGAAGAAGUGCUGUCCCACUGUUCUAGUUAGUGCUCAGCUACAAUAGGAUAUGUCAGUUUUUUUUCUACAUUAUUGGAAGACCACGAAUAGGAAAGGAAAUAGUUUGGCCAUCUUGGGCGUGCUUUGGCUUGGUGGGUUAGUAAAAAGCGAGUAUGUCUGCCGACUUCCGACGUCCUAAUUAUGGUACAAAAUGAUUCAUUUGUGGUGAGUUCAUUUCUCAUGUAAUGAUGAGGCUUCUUUUGACUUCACUGACACUCAACGACUGAAGUGUAUAUGCGUGUAAUCAUGUUGUGAUGUACUACUACCACCGGAGACUGGACUAGUACUGCUUAGAUUAGUAUACCUCUAGCCAGAAUGUCAAGGUUCCUGCUAUAUUUGUACAAAAGGAAAAAAAAACAACAGCUUGGUUUCUGAAAGGGAGGUCUGUGGCUACUUCAA
Messenger RNA from Triticum aestivum (bread wheat), 2156 nucleotides. RefSeq lists its product as uncharacterized. The transcript has 7 exons. Bases 538 to 1680 code for a protein of 380 amino acids. The record is from RefSeq and is a predicted model, not a curated record. Lineage: Eukaryota; Viridiplantae; Streptophyta; Magnoliopsida; Poales; Poaceae.